Molecule: messenger RNA, 5181 nt
Organism: Neospora caninum
Lineage: Eukaryota; Apicomplexa; Conoidasida; Eucoccidiorida; Sarcocystidae
Product: putative phosphatidylinositol 3-and 4-kinase domain-containing protein
Exons: 15
Coding region: 1-5181 (1726 amino acids)
Biological process (GO): DNA repair
Molecular function (GO): protein binding; protein serine/threonine kinase activity
Source: RefSeq, a predicted model, not a curated record
AUGGCGCUGCAGCGGCUUCGUGAGGUGUCCGUGCGGCCCGCGAAUGCAUCGGCUCUGCUGACGCCUGUCGGCCCGGCGCCGCUCUUUCUCCUCGUGUCGCAAGCUCUCAUCAAUGCCAACGAAGAGGAUCUCUCUGCCGUCACGGAUUGCCUCUCUGCGUGGCACACAUCGAAUUUCCUGAUUCAACGCAUGCACUCCGAUAACGACUGGCUGGCCACCUUGACUCUCCAGCAAGAGCAACUGCGGAACCUAGAGUCCGAGCGCGCGCAGCUCGGGGCGCAACUGCGGCAGUCGCGUACUUCCGACCUUGACUUCCCUGCUGUGCAAGCGGACUGGUCUGUCGCGUCGCUCACGGUCGAAGCGAAUGGGAACCUUGACGCGGCGGACGCGGGGAGGUCCCCAGUCGCGCGACAGCGACGCAGACUCCUUCGCACGCGUCUGCGUGAAGUCGAGGAACAGCUCUACGCCACAAAGAUUCAGAUGGCAGAUGCACUCGGCAUCAUCGGCCUGCAUUCGCUCCGAGAGAGCCUCCUUGCGUCCCUGAGGUUCUCUUCGUCGGCUUCGCCGCUACCUUACACGCCCGCGUACCCUUCCUGGUCGUCUACCCUUUCUUUCCACUGUUCGCCUCCGCGCUUCCAAGGGAUAUGGUGCCGGGCUGGGGGAGCCGAUCCUUCGACGGCCGCGGGAACCAGACCAUUAUGGGCUUCGAUUCGUGAGACGUGUACACGUUUCGGAGAAGACAGAGAAGACGCAGGCGCCGACUGUGGCGAGAGUUCAAGAGCUUGGUUGGAGAAGAAGUUCGAGUGUCUCUGGCGUCUGCAUAAGUGGGACUGUGGCGAGACGACACCGUUGGGGGCGUCGCGGACAGAGCCGUGGUCGAGUCUCGAUUCAGGGGGCGAACAACGAGAUUCGUUUUCUCCUUGUCCACCUGAUUCAUGUGGUGAGACGGGGCAAAAUCUGAGUCUCUUCAACGGAUGUAUCUACUCGACGCUCUCUCUGAUCCAUGGAGCUGCUUCGUGUCGUCCUUCUUCCUCUCUUCCUCCACGUGCUUCAUCUGCCUCGCAGACUUCCAACAGUGACGUUCGCGCCUUGCCGUCUUGUCUCGAGGGACGUGCGCCACACGUCGCGGCUUUUCGGAGACACACGCGCCACUGCGCCGUGCCUACGACGGGGACCCUCGAGGGCGACGACGAAGACGACGAAGACGAACAGGGAGAUACAUACGACGAGGCCGAAGAACUCGAUCAUGGCGCGACAUCGCAGAGGGUGUUUAACACAAUCCUGACGCGUCUGCGGGCUGUCCAGACCUCGCGCCAUGCACUGGCCAUUGCCCUGGAGCGCCUCGCCUCCACUGCGCAGUCGGCCAGCUCGGCGGUUUCAUCGUUCGGACCUUCGUCGGCGAAUGCUCCAGAUCCGAGUCUCUCGCGCCGGCUCCUGAGUGCAUAUGUCGAGCUUUCAAUGGCGCAUGCACUGCAACUAGCUACGACGCUCAACCUGCGUUUGCACCAAGGCGAACCCUGUCAGGAUGCUCAGUGCGACGCCUUUGAGCACCUCCAGUCUUCCUGGGCGAACGACCUGGCCGUUGCGGCAGGGCCGCCCGCUGCCUGCUCGUCCGCCGCUGCUUCGUCGCCUGUGUCUUCCCUGCCGUUCUUUCUUGAACCUCUCGUUUCUCUCCAGACGAGCAUCCUCGAGGCGGCUAUUCCGUCCUUCCACAUUUAUCCACGCGCACCCUGUUCUGGAGAGUUUUGCGAACACUGGGCGCCGAGGGGAACGCACGCUGGAACUGGAAGCGUGCACGAUCAGCAGGCGACCCGCGGCACGGAGAGGAGGCGACGCGACCGGAUAGAGUUGGAGGGCGCGCGCGCCUGUGGCUGUCACGUCAGACGCCCCGCCGCACGGCACCUCCUGUUCCUCGCAGAGAUGAAACGCGAAAGAGGCGACUGGCGGGGAAGUCUGGAAAAUCUGUUGCAGGCCAAAGCGCAUCUUCUCCAGCUGCAAAGGGACCGAGAACGCCCUUCCUGGGAAGCUUUUCCGUGGCAGCUGGCGAAGACUCUGUACCUCGCCGGCGACCGAUCCGGCAGUCUGAACAUUGCCUCGCGCCUCUGUCAGCCGAAGAACUGGCCUAUGCUCCCCUUUCAAAACCUGAACGCAACUUCCGCUGCGGGGCCGUCUUGCGCAACUUCGUGUGGGGGUGCGGGGGCGCCCGCGGCGGGCGACGCCCGCCCGAGUCACGGGUGCUCGCCUCAAGCGUCCUUUAAAUCCCACAGUUUCGCAAACCGAACAAGCAGUCUCUGGGAGACGAAACCUGUUUCGAGGACGGAAGACCUGGACGGACUCGCAGUUCAAAAGUUUCGAGGAGCCAUGAUCGACGCCCUGUGCUCGUGUGGCGAGUGGCAAUUCCGGGGGCGAUGGGCGACUGAGGCGACCGUUCGCCGCAGAUAUUUCAGUCUCGCCCUUCGCCUCGGGCCUGUCUCCGGCAGUUUGGAGCCCAACCAGCGCCUAGCGACCCUCAUCGACGAUCAACUGCAGUCAUACAGCGACUACAAGCAUUCAGUCCCUUCGCUGGUGAUGGCAGAUCUCCGCCGCAAGGAGAAGGCUGAAAUUGAAAGCCUUCUCCAGCAACUGUCCAGUGCGUUCGAAGAGAGAGGCGAAGAAGAACAAACCCGCCGCGCGCACGCACAGCAGAAAUUUCUUCAGCAUCACAUCGAUAUUCUUCUGCAGAAGCAACGCGUCUUGGAGAGGGAGCGAGAGAAAGAAUAUCAGGAGAGGACUCAGUGGGCUCUCGAGGCGGUCACGCUCUACGCGACGUGUCUCAAAGACCCCUUCCUUCCGCAUGCAGCCAAAACGACUAGCCGGGUCCUGAGUCUAUGGUUCGAAUGGGGCGAUGACGUCCCCGAAAUGAAUGCGGCUCUCCACAGGCUCCUGAUUGCGCCUUUCACGUCCGCCCAGCCACAGCACAGGCAAGAUGCGGGUCAUUCCUCCUCACCGUUUGACUCUUCCUUUUCAUCUGCGCAGAGGAUGAACGAAGAGGACGACAGUCGUGUGGGAGGCCCUCCGGACCUCCGCCAUCUCCUCCCGUUCGUCUACCAGAUUGCGUCGCGCCUCGGGAGUCCAGCAGAGAGCCCGUUUCAGCGGACGCUGAGAGACUUGCUGGUGACAACGGCGAGGCAAUAUCCUUUCCAGUGUCUCUACCAGCUGGUCGCCAUUCGAAAUGGAAGGCGGAUUCCACCGGGUCACAGAGGGGCCGACAGCUUCACCGUGCAACAAGACAAAAUAGACGCCGCCCAGGAUGUCCUUGGACGCAUCGCAGACUCCUCCCCAGCACUAAAGUUUGUCGUCGCUGCUGUCGAAUGUCUCGUGGAUUUCUACAACGACCUCUGUCUGUUGGAUUUCGACGACGAAACUCGCACUGUGCAAAAGAAACAACGAAGUCUGCCGCUGCUGCAACGCGGCUCGUCGCAGUCCUUCCCGCGCCGCCUCACGCCUCAAGAGCAAAUGAUUCGCCUGCCGUCUUUCCAAAAGCUCGAGGAGUUCUCGGCCCUGCUCCCGAUUCCAACCGUCGCGCUGCCUCGUGACCGACUUGUCCCCUUCCAAACGCCCGAAACCUUGUCGCGCUUCAAGAGUGCGCCAGACUAUCUUCUUCAUCUGUCUUCCUACAUUCACUCUCUUCACCCCUACUGUCUCUCGGACUUUCCCGGCGAUCGCCUGCGGAUGAGCGUAAAGGUCAUCGGCAGCGGCAUCACUAAGCCUAAGCUUUUGUGCAUUUGGGACCGACAAGGUCGGAAACACAAACAGUGCUGCAAAGGCCGAGAGGACGUGAGACAGGACCGCGUCGCCCAGCAACUCUUCUCGAUGCUCAACCAGGUCUUCUUGGAGGCACCGUCCACACUGGAAAAAAACUUCUACCUGAGAACCUAUGCCGUGGUCCCCUUUUCACCAGCAGUCGGAAUUCUCGAAUGGGUCAACGACGCUGUCACGCUUGCCCAGUACCUCAUUGGAAGCCCCGAAAACGGUUACCACGGUGCGCACGCGCGGUACCGGCCCCAAGAUUGGACGUUCUCUGCAUGCCGCCACAAGCUGCGGCUGGCGCGGGAGAAGGCCCUGGCCCAGAGGAGACAGUUGCUGUCUCGUGGAGCCGGAGACGACGGAGCGCAGCAGAAAGGCCAACAGCCGACGGCGGUCUCAAGAGCAGACAUGGGGCCAGAUCCUCUGGUCGAAUCGCUUGUGCAGGCCUACGACGAGAUAUGCGGCCAUUUUAAACCUGUUCUCCAUUACUUCUUCUUAGAGCAUUUCCCAUCUGCUGAUGCCUGGUACGCCCAGCGGCAACGCUACCGUCGCACACUCGCGGUCUCCAGCAUGGUCUCGUAUAUCAUUGGGCUUGGCGAUCGCCACACCAACAAUAUUCUCCUCGACAUCGCAUCCGGUGACCUGAUUCACAUCGAUUUUGGAGUAGUCUUCGAACAGGGAAAGCUGCUCGCCGUCCCCGAACUCGUUCCGUUUCGGCUGACAAGAGAUCUGGUCGACGGACUCGGAUGUCUUGGCGUCGCUGGGUGCUUCAAACGCGACUGCGAGACUACCAUGGAGGUCCUUCGGCGAGUGUCUCCCUUGGUUGUGUCCAUCGUCGAGGUUCUCCUCUUCGAUCCUCUCUAUCGCUGGUGUCUUGACCCGCGUCGUAUUCUUCAAGAGAGCGAUAAAUCGCUUGCCCUCGCUCCGUCACGUCCUGGCAGUGACGCGAAAACGGGCGGUCCAAAGCGAGGAAGAGACGCCACAAGCCGAGGUCGAGGCCCAACUUCCACGACCUCGACGCUUCCUGUCGCUGAACGAAGUCGGCGCAAGCGUGGGCGACUUGAGGCCGUGCCUGAACAGAUUCCAUCUGGCUCUGCACUUCUUGAUGGUGGAACGAAAGGAGAAGCGAAAAGGGACCCCGAGGAAGCCGUGGACGAGGCGCGCGGAAAACAAAGCGCGAAAGAUAUCCCCAUCGUCGAGGAUAUUCUCACCAAGGCAGAAGGCAAUAUGAACGCGAAGCGAGCUGUGCUGACGGUGAGGCGGAAGCUGGAAGGAUACGAAGAGGGAGAAAUCGCGCAACUGAGAGUCAAUGCCCACGUCGCCCGCCUAGUCAAUGCAGCUCAGGAUCGCACCGCGCUAGCCCAAAUGUUUGUCGGCUGGGCACCCUGGGUGUAG